AGAAAGCCAUGAAAACGGUACUUUUUUCCACCGCCACCGCCAUGGAAGAAGGCGAGCGAUCGGAAGCCCGCGACAGAUGUUACUAUCCAGGUUGCCGGAAAGAUGCGAAUUGCAACUGCAAGAUUUGCUUGGACAGUAUCAACGCCACUUUGGACCUAAUGUCUUACAGUGUUCAAAAAACCUCACUCAUGAAGCUCUCUGCUUCGAGACCUAAUGUUGAAGCCACUCCGAUUUCAUUUAAUCCUUUGAUUUUGACGACACCGCCAUCGGGCACGUCUCGGAUCAUGAAGUACCCUAAUUUUAUAUCUCCGGUGAAAUUGAGUUUGGGAUUCGAGGCUGAGGAAGAGGAAAGAGAUUCAAGUUCGUUGCAUCGAUUUCUGACGUUGGUUUUUGUUCUGAGUUUGAUCUUUGUGAUGACUAUUGGGUUUUCGUGUGCGAUCGCUAGGGUUAUUAGGCCGAAGCUGUCGGUGUUCGUGCAUGAUUUGAAUGGGAAAUUGUGGGAGGUGCAGGGGAUCGUGAAUUUGGAGAUUUCUAAUGGCAGUUGCAAGGAUUCCAUGUGGGAAAUUGAUCAGGAGGGAAUGCUCUUAAGUUCAAGGUGCACAAUGUACAAAUCAGCCAUAGGGGCAGUGAGCUUAUGGGGAUGGCCUCUACAGACUGCUGGACUGUUUCGUACCGGAUUUUCGCAACGAUCGAUCACGAUCCUAUCAGGCAGAAUUAAACAGUGGUCUGAUGGAGGGAUCGAUUUGGUGGUUCGAGAGGCGAACACUUCUUUGGUUCAGAAAGGAUGGGGUGCCACACCUGUGCAAAUCAAUCCUCGUUCAUCGGUUCUCGAGUAUCGACUGAGCUCAUUGUUAGAGAACUCGAACUUGAAUACAAUGGCUGCAGAUUUCUUCAAACAUUGGAUGUCAAAAGUCAUAAGAAGACUGAAGAACAACAAGCUUUGGCUGUUCUUGGAUGUUAAAACCAUGUUUCAUCAGACUAGAACUACACAUGAUUUUAAGACUCCAACAUGAGGAGAAUGGAGUCUUAAAAUUUUAGUUUCCUUUCUUUCUUCCUCCCUUUUUGGUGGAAGCUAAAUUGCUUUAUUUCCUUUCCUAUGUCAUGUCUCUAGGAUCAAGAUGUUAGUUGAUACUAUCUGUAAAUGUAACUUCAAUGAAACAGGUUUCUAUCUAUUUGAUAGUUACUUUUUCUGGCUUGAAAUUUAUAAAAGAUAUCAGAGAACA
Molecule: messenger RNA, 1223 nt
Organism: Cucurbita moschata (crookneck pumpkin)
Lineage: Eukaryota; Viridiplantae; Streptophyta; Magnoliopsida; Cucurbitales; Cucurbitaceae
Exons: 3
Coding region: 9-1013 (334 amino acids)
Cellular component (GO): endoplasmic reticulum
Source: RefSeq, a predicted model, not a curated record